Clupea harengus (Atlantic herring) is the source of this 3554-nucleotide messenger RNA. It is a transcript of the gene nod1, whose product is annotated as nucleotide-binding oligomerization domain containing 1. Gene Ontology annotation, molecular function: protein binding. NCBI's taxonomy places the organism in Eukaryota, Metazoa, Chordata, Actinopteri, Clupeiformes, Clupeidae. The record is from RefSeq and is a predicted model, not a curated record. Gene Ontology annotation, biological process: regulation of apoptotic process.
UCACUUCCUUUGGGAGCGAUCGGAGUUUGGGUAAAAGCACCCCGCCCCAACCCAGUUAAAACUGAUGGACAUUUUCCGUUUUGUUUUCAUUUGACUGACGCUCUACGAAACUCGUGAAUCGGCGUGUGGUUAAAAGAAUGUCUUCUUUUGAUUCCUGAGAUUUUAUGUGAGGUCGUGCGAAGUUAACGGGACAUGUUGAUAGGGCGGGGCUCCGAUGAGGGUGCGCCCAUGGGACCAUCUGCUCUGAAAAUUCUGAUUUCACACCGCGAGGUGCUCGUCGAACAGGUGAAAAACACCCAGUGUAUCCUGGACAACCUCCUGUCCAGCGGGUUCGUGUGCAAUGAGGAUGUUGAAAUCAUACAGCGCUCCACCACUAAAACAAACCAGGUGCGUGAAAUUCUGGAAUUGGUACAGAGCAAAGGGGAGGAGGCCUGUGCAUAUUUCAUCCAUAUUCUCCACGAAGCCUAUGAUGCGUACAUUGACCUCAGACCUUGGUUCAAGGACAUCGAGUACAAACCUUCAGAAUUUCUUCAACAAAUACCAGUGGUUAAUACAGACCCAAUUAGCAAGUACAGUGAAAAGCUAAGGCAUGACCUGGGCCGUGACACAUGCUUCAUCACCUCGUACUCUCAACGAGAGGAAACCCGGCUGGAAGAGCUCUACACAGACACCCAGAUGGAGAUUCUCAAUGACCGCAAUGAAAGCCAGGGAUAUCUGGAGAGCCUGGUUGACCUUCUAGGGGAUAACGGCGUGUUCAAUAAGGACGCAGAGACCAUCUUUAUCACAGGAGAUGCUGGUGUGGGCAAGUCCAUUCUGCUGCAGAAGCUCCAGAACCUGUGGUCCAAGAGGGAGCUGAACACCAGGGCAAAGUUUUUCUUUAAGUUCCGAUGCCGGAUGUUCAGCGCCUUCAAGGAGACAGAUGAGAUCUCCCUUAAGGAUCUAAUUUUCAAGCACAACUGCUACCCGGACAUGGACCCAGAUAACGAGGUUUUCAGUUACAUCCUGAGAUUCCCAGAGACCAUCAUAUUCACCUUUGACGGCUAUGACGAGAUCCACAGUGACUUCGACCUAUCAAACGUACCCGAUGUGGUCUCACCAGAGGAAAGAACUCAUCCGCUAUUGGUUCUCAUGAACCUGUUGUGUGGCAAACUGCUCAAAGGCUCCCUGAAGGUGCUGACGGCCCGCACUGGCACAGAGGUUCAAAGCAGGGUUAUCAGGAAGAAGGUAAUCCUCAAAGGAUUCUCUCCAGAUCACCUGCAGAGAUACACUGCUCUGCACUUCCCGAACAAAGAGCAUUUGGCUCUGGUCUCUUUGCAGCUGGAUGCUAGUCCCCACCUCGGUGGCCUCUGCUCAAUUCCCCUCUUCUGCUGGAUCAUCUUCAAGAGCUUCAAGCACCUCCAGUCGAUGUAUAAUGACUUUGAGUUGCCAGACUCCUGUGUCACCCUCACCAGCGUCUUCCUCCUUCUCUCUGAGGUGUUCCUCAGUCGCUCCUCACCCCCAGGACUGUUGAAGAGGAGCACCAGGUGUACUGCUGACACUUUCAGGACGGGCAGCAGAAUGUUGGCAGCCUUUGCCCGUUUAGCCCUCCUGGGCAUAGAGGAGAACAGAUUCGUGUUCCGGCAGGAGGAUGUGACGUCUUGUGGGCUAGAGGAGGAUGACUUACAGGUUGGGUACCUCAAGCCGGUCAGCCAUUAUGAUGCCUGUGGAGGCCAGGCGACCUUUGAGUUUCUCCACGUUACCUUGCAUUCCUUCCUGGCAGCCUUUUCUUUGGUGCUGGAUAAGGACUCUGAGCCCACUGAAGUCUUGAAGUUUUUUGCCCAGUGUGAGUACAGGAAGAGCCACCGCUUCCCCUGUGCGUCCUGUUUAGGCAAGUCACGUCCAAGAGACAAGGAUCCCUUUCAGAACAACGCACAUCUGCAGUUCAUCAACCUGUUCCUGUGCGGCCUUCUGUCAAAACCAAACAUGGCUCUGAUGGAGCACCUGGUCCCUCCGCUCUGCCUGAAGAAGAAGCGAGCAGUGCUCAAGUCCUACCUGUCCAACAGUGUGAAGUUGCACCUCCGCAGCCUCCCCCGCUUCAAGUCGGAGACAGAGGGAAUUAAGGUUCACGCCAUGUCCAACUUCCUGUGGAUGGUGCGGUGCAUCUUCGAGACAAACAGCGAGGACGUGGCUCGGCUGACUGCCAAGGGGAUAUCGGCAGACUACCUCAAGCUGGCCUUCUGUAACAUAUACUCAGCCGACUGCAGCGCUAUCAACUUUGUGCUGCAUCAUCAUCGUAAGUGCCUUGGGGUGGACAUGGACAACAACAACAUCUGUGACUAUGGAGUGAAGCAGCUCAGACCAAGCUUCAGUAAAAUGACAGUGGUGAGGCUGUGUGUCAAUCAGAUCACAGACAGCAGCAUUGAGGUUCUUGCUGAGGAGCUGAUCCGGUACAAAAUAGUCAAAGUUCUGGGGUUGUACAAAAACCACAUCACUGAUGCAGGUGCCAAACUGGUUGCCCAGAUCAUCGAGGAGUGUCCUCGGCUCAUUACAGUCAAACUCGGCCUGAACAGAAUUACCAGCAUUGGUGGAAAGUACUUGGCCUCUGGUAUCAAGAAGAGCAAGUCUAUCUUUGAUGUAGGUAUGUGGGGGAAUACCAUUGGGGAUGAGGGAGCGGAGGCCUUCGCUGAGGCUUUGAGGAAUCACACAAGCCUGACCAAUCUCAGCCUCUCCGCUAACGGGAUCACUUCACAGGGAGGAAGGCACAUAGCCAAAGCGCUGAGCGAGAACUCAAGCCUUCACAUCUUCUGGCUGAUUGGGAACAAAAUUUCAGACGAAGCAGCGUCUGAUCUUUCAGAGGCCAUCAAAAUCAACAGUGGACUCACUCAUGUCAUGUUGAUUGACAAUCAGUUCUCUGUGCAUGGAGCCAAACUGCUGUCAGAGGGCCUGUCCCAUAACACAACACUAAAGGAGAUCAACCUGAAGGGAAACCUUGUCUCUGAAGAGGAAGAGAAACACUUUGUGGCUGAACCGAGACUACGCUUCCACUGAGCACAACAGAGCACUUAAUUCAUGCACCUGGCAGGGAACCAGAUCCAACCGCUGACCACAUCUCACCCCACAGUAUCAGCUCCCACUGAGAAAAACCUUUUGUAAAUGUAUGUAGCGUUAUGCUGGUUUGAUUGUACACACAGUUAAAAACAUAUGCAAAUCAUGUACAAGAGUGAUUUAAAACGUAUUCUGUUCUCAUUGUGUAACGGAGUCAAAAACUGCCAUCAGUGACGUGUUGCAAUUAUUUUUGCAUCAUUGUUUUGCACAUUUUUAUAGCUUCAUGUCUUUCUGAAUGUCUUAUGGUCAUCACAAGUAGCCUGUACUUUUACCAGUGAAAUACCAGUUUCUGCAGUGAUAACAGUGUUCUGUGACAAAAUAAUUAUGUUAAAAAUUGCAAAAAGAAACACACACAGACACAUAUAUUGUAAAGAUUCAAAAUUGUGCUUCAAAAGAUUUUGCUCUUUUAAUUUCAUAUAUCUGUACAUAUUUUUUUAACAUAAAUGGAAUGUUAUGACAUAUUUGAAUAU